This is a messenger RNA of Hyalella azteca, 1410 nucleotides long. RefSeq names its product glutaredoxin-related protein 5, mitochondrial-like (gene Grx5). The record is from RefSeq and is a predicted model, not a curated record. The transcript is spliced from 3 exons. Bases 41 to 484 code for a protein of 147 amino acids. NCBI's taxonomy places the organism in Eukaryota, Metazoa, Arthropoda, Malacostraca, Amphipoda, Hyalellidae.
UUGAAAUUUUUUAUAUUAAUAUCCUUCUUCAGAUGUAAAGAUGUUUAAUUCUUGCCUUAGACAAUUGAACCGGCAGCCGCUACUUGUUGCCAUACGACAUUGCAGUGCAGAAGUUGGUAGUAAUGCAUAUUUAGAAAAUUUGGUCAGUAAGAGUCCAGUUGUUGUAUUUAUGAAGGGAACGCCUGACAACCCUCGCUGUGGCUUCAGCAAUGCAGUUGUCCAGAUCAUGAGGAUGCAUGGUGUGCAGUAUGAUUCCUACAAUGUCCUUGAUGAUGAAAAAAUUAGACAAGGCAUUAAAGAAUUCUCCAAGUGGCCAACAAUUCCUCAGGUUUACCUCAAUAAGGAGUUCAUUGGAGGCUGCGACAUUCUUCUACAAAUGCACCAGAGCGGUGAACUCAUUGAGGAGCUACGAAAAAAUGGCAUUAUAUCUUCACUUCUUGAAGAAGAACUUGAGAAAGACAAGUCUAAGCCCGCAGAGAAAUAAUAAUUUGUUUGCCUUGUACAUUUUCUUGUUAUUGAAGUUGCAAUCUUCAUUCAUGUUCCUGGGAUUAAUACAUUAUUGAUUAGUGCUCAAGAAUGAGAUUUAGUAUUUCUUCAAGUAGCGACUUUGCAGAUGUUUAGUUGGACAGAGAAAUUAUUUUUCCACUACAAACUUCACAGGUCUCACUCUGUACUUUAAUUUGAGGUCUUCUUCUAUCACCGCAAGUGUUGGUUUUUGUUCACAUAACCAGGCACUGGGCUCCACUAAUCCAAACCAGAAUAGACCUUCAUUUGCUGCAACUAAACAGACGUCUUUAACGCUUUUAUUUCUAAUGAUCUUCAUUAGACACAAAUUGUCAUGUGUGAUUGGAAGAAUUUUGUAAAUAAGUUAUAUUCCGUCAAAAAAAUAGUUUUAAAACAAUUUAGUACUAAAAGAUUAGUUUCACUGGCCACGUGUUCCUUCCCCUCCCUAUCAAGUUGCUGCUUAACUUCAAAUCCUCAAACUAGUAAUUGACCCAUUAGGGAUCGUUUAUUCGGCUCUCCUGAACCAUUUUUCGAUCAAUUGACGCGUGAUUUGUAAAUGGAAAAGCGUUAGCGGAAGGGUAAAAUGUUUUACUCAAAAUACAGCCUGCUAUUAGCUAUGUCGGGUAGUUAUGCCCUGGAAUCCGUAUUAAUUUACGUAACUGCCGCACUUCUAGAUUAUAUAUUCGUUUGAAACCUUGCUGAUUUGUAAAUAUGUGGUUUCCAAUUGCGAUCUUUGUUUGGUUGCGGCUUUCGUUCAACUUCCAGCAGCGAAUUUAUGCUCAAAUGAUCAAGAAAACCUUGUUGCCUUCAUCUAUAAUUGGGAUCUUGAAUCAAGUCUAAAUCGACUGGUACGUUCGAUUUAUUUUAAUCAGAAUGUAUGUAUAAAAUUAAAGCUUUGAUAUGGUC